CCCGCCCCGUGCCCGGGCCCGUGGGCCCCGCCGCGGCCGCUUCGCGCAGGCGGCGUCGGCGUCGGCGACGUAGGGCCUGCGGGCGGCCGGUCCGCCGCAGCCUGUCACCGUCGCCCCGGAGUGGCCGCGCCGGGGCAGAAAUGCUGCUGGUCGGCUGGUGCCUGCUUUGGCUUGGCUUAGUCCUGGCCGCGGUCGGCGCCUCCCUUGAGUCUGCGGCGCCUGGCAGCUGGACCACAGCUCCUCUGAACGUCCUUCUGAUCAUCGUGGAUGACCUGCGCCCUUCCCUGGGCUGUUACGGGGACAAGCUCGUAAGGUCCCCAAACAUCGACCAGCUGGCAUCCCACAGCCUCCUCUUCCAGAAUGCCUUUGCCCAGCAAGCAGUGUGCGCCCCGAGCCGUGUGUCCUUCCUCACGGGGAGGAGACCAGACACCACCCGCCUGUAUGACUUCCAUUCCUACUGGAGAGUACAUGCCGGAAACUUCUCUACCAUCCCCCAGUACUUCAAGGAGAAUGGCUACGUGACCAUGUCGGUUGGAAAGGUCUUUCACCCCGGAAUAUCUUCCAAUUAUAGCGAUGACUCUCCGUAUAGCUGGUCUAUUCCACCUUACCAUCCCUCCUCUGAAAAGUACGAAAACGCCAAGACAUGUAGGGGGCCGGACGGAGAACUCCAUGCCAACCUGCUUUGCCCUGUGGAUGUGGCGGAUGUGCCAGAGGGCACCUUGCCUGACCAGCAGAGCACCGAGCAAGCCGUCCGCUUGUUGGAGAAGACGAAAACGUCGGCCCGCCCUUUCUUCCUGGCUGUUGGGUAUCAUAAGCCGCACAUCCCUUUCAGAUACCCCAAGGAGUUUCAGAAGCUGUAUCCCUUGGAGAACAUGACCCUGGCUCCUGACCCCCAGGUCCCUGCUGGCCUCCCUUCCGUGGCCUACAACCCCUGGAUGGACAUCAGGCAGCGGGAGGACGUCCAGGCCUUGAACCUCAGUGUGCCCUAUGGCCCAAUUCCUGUGGAUUUUCAGCGGAAAAUCCGCCAGAGCUACUUUGCCUCCGUUUCGUACUUGGACACGCAGGUUGGCCACCUUCUGAGUGCUUUGGAUGAUUUCCAGCUGGCCAACAGCACCAUCGUUGCAUUUGUCUCCGAUCACGGGUGGGCCCUAGGUGAACAUGGAGAGUGGGCCAAAUACAGCAAUUUUGACGUCACUACUCGGGUGCCCUUGAUGUUCUACGUUCCCGGGAGGACAGCUCCGCUUCCAGAGGCAGGCGAGAAGCUUUUCCCUUACAUCGACCCUUUCGAUUCCGUCUUGGAAUUGACGGAGCCAGGCCGGCAAGUCACGGACCUCGUGGAACUUCUCUCUCUCUUCCCCACGCUCUCGGGACUUGCGGGACUGCAGGUGCCACCUCGCUGUCCCAUUCCCUCAUUUCAUGUCGAGCGGUGCCGAGAAGGCCAGAGCCUUGUGAAGCAUUUCCGAUUCCAGGACCUGGAAGAGGACCCGUACUUUCGUGGUAAUCCCCGUGAGUCCAUUGCCUAUAGCCAGUACCCCCGGCCUGCAGAUUCCCCCCAGUGGAAUUCUGACAAGCCAAGCUUGAAAGAUAUAAAGGUCAUGGGCUAUUCCAUACGCACGAUAGACUAUCGGUACACUGUGUGGGUUGGCUUCAAUCCCCAUGACUUUCUGGCUAACUUUUCUGACGUCCAUGCAGGGGAACUGUAUUUUGUUGGUUCUGACCCUUUGCAGGAUCACAACAUGUACAAUGACUCCCAGGGCAGAGACCUCCCCCGAUCACUGAUGCCUUGACUCCUGCCGACUAGCGAGGGGGAUGGGUAUCACUCGCUCCCUUCCAUCUGGGGAGAGGGCGAGUUGCGGCUGGUCACUCGGUGAUCACCCAUAAUAUUGGAAGCAGCCUGGGGGGUAGGCAAUCAAAGCGUGCGUCAACAGUUUCACCUAAGACUAUGGAAUAGCCUAACCUUUUUGAUUCUUUAUUAAUUAGAGUCUUUAUUAAUUUCUACUUGGUAAUCGGACUGGGGCUAGGCCGAACCAUUUUUUCCUUUUUUGGACAAUCACAGCUUGCUUUUUGAGUGGAUAAGCGUAAAGGGAGCAACUGAAAAUUGUCAUGCUUUUAGCCAUCGAGACCAUAAUAACCACACAUAACACUGUACUCAAGAAAUACUGUAAUUAUCUCUGGAAUUUAGUGCAUUUCAAAAAGUAGCCAUUGGUCACAUUAGGUUUCACAUGAAGUCCCUGGUUCUUUUGUUUAUAAUGAUUUAGCCCAAUAUAUUCAAAAUAUUGUGUCAAUAUUUCAGGUUUCAGUUUUGUAAAAUGUGAAGUUAAAUAGUAAUGCUAGAUGCUAAGGCCUUAAAGUCUUGUCUUCAACUUUUGUUAAUAAGAUUGCAAAUUUUCAAAAUCCGAAGAUAAAAUGUGCAUGAAGUGAUUAUGUGGAAUUUCUGCAUCAAAUAAUAAAUAAUGCUCAGUAAACUAGAGGCAUGAGAUAUUUGGGAAGUUCAGUUAGAAAUGUUCAGGAACUUCUGGCCCAAAUAAUAGUUUGUUAGCAAGUAAUAUGACCUUUGAUCUCAAAGAUCACCUACUGAAAGGCACCGUUUUUCACACUGGAAAACAUUUAAAGGCAUAACUGUAUCCAUGAAUUGAGUCACUCAAAACUGCUAGUGUUCUGCUUCUUCAGGAAUGGUUGGUUGCAGGUAUCCAUUUAUCCAGGAGGCAGGAAAUACUCUACUUCUAAUUGCUGAUUAAAGACAACACCAAUUUUAUUAAAUUCUGAAUUAUCUUGAGGAUUGGGAAAACUUCAUUUGGUGUAUAUAUAAUAUUAGGUCAUUUCUAAUCCCCCAGAACAUAGUUCUGUAUUCCCUAAAUAUGAAAGUAACCAGAAAGGCAGGUGGUAGUUAUAAUAAGCUUAGCCUGCAUCAUCUUAGAAAGGAUGGGGUAGUCACAACUCAUAUUUAUAACACGGGGAAGCUGGUCAGUUAUCAGUAGUCAUCAGAGGAGUCAACCACGUUCUAAAUAAACAUCUUAUGUAGUCCUGUAUCGAAGUGAGUAAUUUCCAGUAAUUCUCUCUUUACAAGUGCUUCAGUGUUUAAAGGUAAAUGCUUGUGAAAGAAAAUUCUUCAGCAAAUUAGGUUAAGUUACUUAAGUGUAUUAAAUUGUAACAAAAAAGGCAAGAUAUUAUAGUAAAAGAUGACUUCAAAUCAGUAAUUUCAGGCAGGUUUUUUUUUUUUUUUUGUUAGCCUACAGCAGAGGUAUAUAUGUUAACACAGCAAUCUUCGAAGUGAUUAAGUGACUUAGUGUCCUGGCAAUAGCAGUUUCUAGCUGGAAGAGUGAAGGGCCCUAAUCAUCUCUCCCGAUCCUGAGGCUCAUCUUUCUUCUGGAAGCCUCAGCUUUACUAGUAGAUGGGUUCCCUGGGCCCUUUAUUUCUCCUUCUUCAUCCUCUUUAUUGCUGUCAUCACUUCCACUAAGAUUUUUACAAUCUAGUCUGUAAAUUCCUCGUGACAUAUUUUCAGUGUAUUUAGCUUUAUCUCCUACUCCCCAGUUAUAAUGAUAAGUUUUAACACGGGCUUUUAUUUCACAUCCGUUUGUUGCUCCUGUUGGCUGCAGUGUGUACACUCCAUCAUUUUUUCUCACUUUAUUUCUUGAAACACAGUUGUAGUAUCAAAAAUCUCCCAGUUCUGCCCUUGCUGAAGUUGAAAGCUGAACUGCGCCAGAGAAGAGUGAAGUGACAGCUAGGUCGGGGGUGAGGCUGCCCUUCUGGCAGUAAUUCACCCGUGUGACCAAAGCCACAGCCAGGGCUGGGUCUACACGGGGCGCUUUUGUCUGUUGAUCUGUUUCUACUGGAAGUGCUUCUGUCUCCUCUCUCCUGUGCAAGGACACUGGCCGAGUGCUUCAGCUCUCCUUUGCUUUUGGUUUCUCUGGGCCUCCCUUUACAACCUCUCUCCUGUUAGAAGCAGAGCCUGCGUUUCCCGUUCAGUGGCACGCUCUUCCAUAUCGUCUCACAGGUUAUGGGUGGUUACUGUUCUUGACACCGAACCCAACGUAGAUCCAAGUUUUCUUUCCUUUUGCACGUCUCCCGCACACGUUGGGAUGAACAGCUACUUUCUGGUUUUCACACGUCAGAGCUGACCACAUUCCUUAUCCUGACUCGGCCCAGAGUGAGCACAUCUCUGUGGCUCCACACAGCCUUUCUCUUCCCCCUGAGCUGGGCACGUUUUCUUCACGGUUUGUAGAAAGCCCCAUUUCACUCGAGCGGGGCUUCUUGCGUACAGUUCAGAUGAAACCAGAACUAGCGAGCCCAGAAAAUUUGAGUGGCCCUGUUUCAGUGGCUCACAAACAGGAGGGGUGCGUCAGAGCCACCUGAAGGCUUGCUACAAUUCAGCGUGCGGGGCCCCGCCCACAGAGCUUCUGCGUCAUUGCGGCUAGGGUGGGGCCUGAGAAUGUGCAUUUCCUACAAAUUACGCUGCUCCCCCCGAGACCAGACUUUGAGAAUCACCGCUCUUCGGUGUGUGCUGUCCAGUGGCCACUAGGCACACGUGACUGUUUAAAUGAAUUAAAAUGAAAUAAACGUUUCCAAAGCAGAAUCUCGGUUAGGCUUGCCGUAUUUCAAGUGCUCAUCAGCCUGACGCGGUUAGUGGCUGCCUUAUUGGAGAGCACAGAUCUAGAACCUUUCCAUCGUGGCAGAAAGUGGAACGGAACUGCCCUAGACUAACUCUGAACGUAAGCCGGGUCCACCCAGUGGCUGGCAAGUUCCCCCUGGGGGCUGAUUGUCCACCCUGUGUUUGUGUGCAAAAAGGCUCGUCCAGAGGCGCGCCAAGGCUGUUUGGUUGAAGCGCGGCACGGGGAGCACCCUCUGGCCCUCGGCGCUCUCCUCCCCCAGUGCUAGUGCCAUCGCCAUCACCAGCCCUCUCACCUCCUUCCCACGUAGCUUACCUCCCCUCCUCUUUCCUCCCUUGCUCCUGAAGAAUCCACGUGUCUUCCUGAACUCCCUUUUUGACCCCACCCUCUGCGAACACCGCCAGUGCCUACUACGGGGUCCACACAGACCUUCGCUGAGCAGUCAGAGUCUUCCCUGGCUCCACAAAGCCCCUUUCCUUGGCCGACCAGUGUGCACGCUGGUCCCUGACUCUCCUUUGCCGAUCCCUGCCUCCCUGCCCGCCCUAGCUUGUCCCCUUCCCCUUCCGUUCAUGACCAUUCUUCACACUCACUUCCCCCGUCCCCACCAUCUCCACGAGGCUGGCACUCUUGUGACUCUAGACCGUGUCGUGGCAUGAAAUGAACAGGGACAUCGCUAUCAUGAGUCCUGUGGCCACUUUGGAAAAAAGGUAUCUUUUUUUGAGCACAAAGUUAAAGUGUUAAUUAUAGAAAAACUGGAAGACAGAAAUGUAGUUAAAGGCAAGAAAAUGCAUCAGUAUUUUGCCCCAAGAUGGUCACUUAAUAUCUUGCCUUCUUUGGGCUAUGAAUUUUUUACAUUGCUGUGGUCGUCUUAUGUGUUUUAUCUUAUAGUUUUAUAUUCUUCUUUUUCUCACUAAAUAUUAUAUGUGGUUACUACAAAUUUCUGCAAAGAUGCUUUAUACUGAUGGUAAUAUAUUUUAUUGUGUAGCUUUUCAUAAUUAACCUUCUCUCAAUGAUUGAAAAUUCAGCUUAUUUCCAAAUUUUCGGUAUUGUAAAUAACGCUGUGAUGAACAACUUUGCGAAUAAAAUAUUUUUAUGUAUUUCAAAUUACUCCCUUAGGCUUGUCUCUCUGUGCCAAAUUGUCAAAAGCUUCUCUCUUUGGCCACUCUCCCCACUCUUCUGCUACCUUGGGGUAGUAAAACUAAAAAUAAGGCAAGCAUACAAAUAAUAAAAACCAUAAAACCAAAAAGCCCCCACCCCUAAUGAUAAGAGGUGAAAGUGGUAUCCUGUUUGACCUUGUAACUCUCUGCUUCUCAGUGACCUUGAUCAUUGUUCUCUUUGUAAAAUUGUUGGGUGUUUGUAUUUCCAGUCAUGUGAAUUUGCCUUUAAAUUUUGGUUAUGGGUUUCACUUUUUAAAAUAAACAAAUGGCUGUUUUCCUGUCUGAUUCUUUUUUUCC
Zalophus californianus (California sea lion) is the source of this 6061-nucleotide messenger RNA. RefSeq names its product iduronate 2-sulfatase (gene IDS). The transcript has 9 exons. The record is from RefSeq and is a predicted model, not a curated record. Gene Ontology annotation, molecular function: iduronate-2-sulfatase activity. Bases 141 to 1787 code for a protein of 548 amino acids. Lineage: Eukaryota; Metazoa; Chordata; Mammalia; Carnivora; Otariidae.